AUGGCCGAAUCAGAGAAACCCGAUGUGCCAGCCUGGCAGCGACAAGCUGGGUCGGAGACAACCACUGACCCAGCUCCCAGCACGACGCUCGAGCAAGCCCGCAGAUUCCUUAGCGAUGACAACGUCCGGUCGUCCAGCGCCGAGAAGAAGACCGAGUUCCUCAAGAGCAAGGGAAUAUCUGACGAGGAUAUCCAAAAGCUCCUGGCUGAGGAGGCGCAACAAGAGACAGAGCCCGAGCCCAGGGAAUCACCCGUAGAACAGGAGAUUCCUGAUGCGAAGCAGACUUCCCACCAGCACACACAGGACCCAGCUUCAACGUCUGCAUCAGCACAACGCCCAAGCGAUACGCCACCGAUCAUCACUUACCCGGAGUUCCUGACGCACUCGCCACGUCCGCCGCCUCUGCUGACGCCGAGUCGUCUGCUCAAUGUCCUGACCAUCUCGGGUACGGCUUGGACUCUCCUGUACGGAGCUGCGCGCUUCGUGGUCAGCCCUAUGGUAGACAGCCUUACCGAGUCUCGGUCGGAUUACUAUAACCACGUCAACACGAAGAUGUCCUCUCUUGUUGAGAAGCUUGAGGGCGUUGUGAGCGAAGUUCCCUACAAGAACGGCAAACCUCUCAAGUCGGAGAUGGAUAUCGACGACAACAGUAGCUACGGCGACCCGACAGAGAUGUUUCAUCGUGAUUUCGGAACGCAGACAUCACCACAGACGUCUCCACUGCCAACGUCCGAGGCAGACACAAAGCCCAUCGACGAACAGGCGCAGCGUCUCGCCCAGCUAACCUCUUCAUUGAAGGAGCUGACGGAUGCAUAUACAAACCAGGCAGAGAACUCUGAGGACCUGCGCUCGAUUCUUCGCGAAUUUCGCGACGACGUGGACAAGUUGGCAUAUCCGAGCGUGCCAGAUUACACAUACAGCGGGUCGGGCUUUGGCCUUGGUCGAUCGACAGAACCAGACGACGAGAUCAGAAAAACAAAGGAUGCCAUUCGAAGUGUCAAGGGCAUGUUCUUGUCAUCAAGAAUGUUCCCAGCUGCGGCUGCAAGAUAG
Neoarthrinium moseri is the source of this 1050-nucleotide messenger RNA. RefSeq lists its product as uncharacterized. Gene Ontology annotation, molecular function: signaling receptor binding. Lineage: Eukaryota; Fungi; Ascomycota; Sordariomycetes; Amphisphaeriales; Apiosporaceae. The transcript has a single exon. Gene Ontology annotation, cellular component: peroxisomal importomer complex; peroxisomal membrane. Bases 1 to 1050 code for a protein of 349 amino acids. The record is from RefSeq and is a predicted model, not a curated record. Gene Ontology annotation, biological process: protein import into peroxisome matrix, docking.